Musa acuminata AAA Group (dessert banana) is the source of this 906-nucleotide messenger RNA. RefSeq names its product zinc finger protein ZAT1-like. The transcript has a single exon. Gene Ontology annotation, biological process: regulation of DNA-templated transcription. NCBI's taxonomy places the organism in Eukaryota, Viridiplantae, Streptophyta, Magnoliopsida, Zingiberales, Musaceae. The record is from RefSeq and is a predicted model, not a curated record. Bases 1 to 906 code for a protein of 301 amino acids.
AUGGAGAAGCACAAGUGUCGCAUAUGCUUCCGCCGCUUCCCCAGCGGUCGCGCUCUCGGCGGCCACAUGCGCUCUCACGUAAGCUCUGCCACCCCUCCGCCCAAGCUCCAUGGCCAUCACUGCCCCGCCGGCUACGCGGUGGCGGAGGGGGAAGAGGAGGGGAAGCUUACCGAACAAGCUUCCUGUGGCCUCAGGGUGAAGGGUCGGAAGAGGUCCCGCCUCGAGGACCCGGAGUCUUCCUCCGCCUUCGCCGCCGUCGGGUCCACCUACGCUGUCGUCGAGGACGGCGAGAGCGAGACCGACGCCAAUCACCGUUGCCGAUCCAAGCGAGCCCGCCACGCUUACUCGCGUCCGGAGCCGGCGAGCUCGGCAUCGGAUGUCACGACGGAGGAGGACGUCGCACUCUGCCUCAUGAUGCUCUCACGCGACUCCUGGACCAGCGGCGAUGUGGAGGAGGGAAAUGUCCGUCGGAUCACCUCCCGUUCGCGGCCGCCGCGGAGGAGGCGAAGCAGGUACCAGUGCGGGAAGUGCAAGAAAGUGUUUCGGUCGUGCCAAGCGCUAGGCGGCCACCGGGCGAGCCGCCACAACCACAAGCCGAAGAGCUGUAUGCCGGCCGUCGGACAGCGGACCGAAGGCGACGACGACUUCGAGGCCGAUGCGGAUGCCAAGGUCUACGAGUGCCCCUUCUGCCUCAGAGUCUUCGCCUCCGGCCAGGCUCUCGGCGGCCACAAGCGAUCACACUUAACAUCCUCCGCCGCCACCACCAUGACUACCACAAGCGAUCACGCCAAAUUCAACCGUGCUCUCGGAGUAAUUGAUCUCAACUUGCCUGCGCCGGCGGAUGACGAUGUGGCUCUGUCUGCUGCUUCGGACACAGAGUUCAUCGUCAACCACACAGCGAGCUGA